Prorocentrum cordatum is the source of this 1174-nucleotide messenger RNA. The record is from the annotation of a GenBank genome assembly. NCBI's taxonomy places the organism in Eukaryota, Dinophyceae, Prorocentrales, Prorocentraceae.
CUCCGAAAGGCCGCCGCACUCGCCCCUCACGCGCCCCGCCGAUGGGGGGCGGGCCCGCCCUCGCAGCCUCCCGAGGUGAAGCCAAUCGAGAAGGACAACCAGGACGUCAUCUGCGCCACCGCGGGCAGGCUGCUCGACGCGAUCGACAGCGGCAAGAUCUCCCUGAUGUUUGUGCAGGUGGUCGUGCUCGACGAGGCGGACCAGAUGCUGGACCUGGCCGUGGGCCUGGAGGGGACGGUGACGGCCAUCACCGACGGGAGGGACAUGCCCGGGAAGGAGGACCGCCAGACGCUCCUCUUCUCGGCCACGAUGCCUGACUUCCAGACCAGGCAGUUCCACUCGGCCCUCAAGAAGCCGCCGCACCGCGCCAAGCUUCGGGUCGGCCACUACACGGAGGACGAGAAGGGCGGGUCGUGCAAGCACAUCACGCAGCACGUCUGCAAGGUGCGCGAUAUGGACGAUCGGUGGCAGAGGCUCGGGAGGGACAUGAUGGAGCUGUGGGGGCCGACCAAGGAGCGGCGCGAGGGCAAGGGCAUCAUAUUCACCAACAGGAUCGCGCUGGCCAACCCGCUGGAGCAGGGCCUCAGGAGGUUUGGCAUCACGGCGGGCCAGCUCCACGGCAAGCAGACGCAGGACAUGCGGGAAGAGGUGGUCAAGAAGUUCAGGAAGGGCGAGUACGAGGUGCUGAUCGCCUCCAACGUCGCCUCGCGAGGCCUGGAUUUCCCAGACAUCCGGCUCGUGGUGCAGUUCGAGCUGCCGAAGACGGUGGAGAUCUACACCCACAGGAUCGGCCGCACGGGCAGAAACGGCCAGACGGGCACGGCCCUCUCCUACUUCCAGGUGGGUGGCGGCGGGUACGACGCGAAGCUCGCGAAGCCGCUGCUGGAGUUCCUGAGGCUCAACGACCAGCGGCCGCCAGAGUUCCUGGAGGAGCUGGUGGAGCCUGGCGCCAGCCGGCGGCGGUCGCGAUCCCGAGACAGAAGAGGCAGCGACCCCAGAGGCUCGGGCGGCGGUCGGGAGCACGACCGCGGAGGCUCCGGCGGAGGCGGCGGCGGGGGCGGCUACGGCGGGGGCGGCUAUGGCGGGGGCGGCUGUGGCGGGGGCGGGGGCGGCGGAGGCGGCUGCGGCGGCUACGGUGGCGGCUGUGGCGGGGGCUGCGGCGGCUGGGGCGGAG